Messenger RNA from Polyodon spathula (Mississippi paddlefish), 3311 nucleotides. RefSeq names its product V-type proton ATPase subunit B, brain isoform. Gene Ontology annotation, molecular function: ATP binding; proton-transporting ATPase activity, rotational mechanism. Gene Ontology annotation, biological process: proton transmembrane transport; ATP metabolic process. The coding region runs from base 28 to 1560 and encodes 510 amino acids. The transcript has 14 exons. NCBI's taxonomy places the organism in Eukaryota, Metazoa, Chordata, Actinopteri, Acipenseriformes, Polyodontidae. Gene Ontology annotation, cellular component: proton-transporting V-type ATPase, V1 domain. The record is from RefSeq and is a predicted model, not a curated record.
UUAGUGACAGCCAGGCUUGCUGUGAAGAUGGCGUUCAAAGCGAUCAGGGGGAAGGUGAACGGAGUCCUGAACGAAAUUUCCUCCUCCGUGAGUGGAUCCAAAGCUGUGGCCCGGGAGCACGUACAAGCCGUUAGCCGGGACUACAUCUCCCAGCCUCGGCUCACAUAUAAGACUGUGUCUGGUGUCAAUGGGCCUCUUGUCAUCUUGGAUCAUGUGAAGUUUCCAAAGUAUGCAGAGAUUGUUCAUCUGACCCUUCCAGAUGGCAACAAAAGAAGUGGACAGGUUUUGGAAGUCAGUGGCUCAAAAGCUGUGGUACAGGUUUUUGAAGGGACCUCCGGUAUCGAUGCCAAAAAGACAAGUUGUGAAUUUACAGGCGAUAUCCUGCGAACGCCAGUAUCAGAAGACAUGCUUGGUCGCGUGUUCAAUGGUUCAGGAAAACCUAUUGACAGGGGCCCAACGGUUCUGGCUGAAGAUUAUUUGGACAUUAUGGGCCAGCCUAUUAACCCCCAGUGCCGUAUCUACCCAGAAGAGAUGAUCCAGACAGGUAUUUCUGCAAUCGAUGGGAUGAACAGUAUUGCCAGAGGACAGAAGAUUCCUAUCUUUUCUGCAGCCGGUUUGCCACACAAUGAGAUUGCUGCACAGAUCUGUCGCCAAGCUGGUCUGGUUAAAAAGUCCAAAGAUGUGAUGGAUUACAGUGAAGACAACUUUGCCAUUGUGUUUGCUGCUAUGGGUGUAAAUAUGGAAACUGCAAGAUUCUUCAAGUCCGACUUUGAAGAAAAUGGUUCAAUGGACAAUGUGUGUCUUUUCCUGAACUUGGCUAAUGAUCCAACAAUUGAGCGCAUCAUCACGCCUCGCCUGGCUCUCACCACAGCAGAGUAUCUGGCGUAUCAGUGUGAGAAGCACGUUCUGGUUAUCCUGACUGACAUGAGCUCGUACGCAGAAGCUUUGAGAGAGGUUUCUGCUGCCAGAGAAGAGGUGCCAGGACGCCGGGGCUUCCCUGGUUACAUGUACACUGACUUGGCCACCAUUUAUGAGAGAGCUGGCCGAGUUGAGGGCAGGAAUGGGUCUAUUACACAGAUUCCUAUUCUAACCAUGCCCAAUGAUGAUAUUACUCACCCCAUCCCUGAUCUGACUGGGUACAUCACUGAAGGUCAGAUUUAUGUAGACAGGCAACUGCACAACAGACAGAUCUACCCCCCGAUCAACGUCUUGCCCUCUCUGUCUCGCUUGAUGAAGUCUGCCAUUGGGGAGGGAAUGACCAGGAAAGAUCAUGCCGAUGUGUCCAAUCAGCUGUAUGCUUGCUAUGCAAUUGGUAAAGACGUCCAGGCAAUGAAAGCAGUGGUGGGUGAGGAGGCUCUGACUCCAGAGGACUUGCUUUAUCUGGAGUUCCUGCAUAAGUUUGAAAAGAACUUCAUUGCUCAAGGUCCCUAUGAGAACCGCACAGUAUAUGAAACCCUGGACAUCGGUUGGCAGCUUAUGCGUAUCUUCCCCAAGGAGAUGCUGAAACGAAUCCCACAAAGCACCCUGGCCGAAUUCUACCCCCGAGACUCCAAGCAUUAGCUUGAGCCUCGAGCUCUCUGUUCCUCCAUGCUAUCUUAUCAAAAGAGCUUUCUUUUUCACCCUUGUUGUUAAAUCUUGUCAAUUCCUUGUGAAGCAAAAUGAAUAUAUUGUGAAUAGUGUUUUCAGCUGAAGUUUACCUAACAGAGUUUAAAAUAUCUGUAAAUGCUGUGUGGAGACUGUUAAAACAUGGAUCGGUUUACCAAAGUGACCUCGGUAUCCAAAUACUCACGUGUAAAAAUAGAGAGACAAGGAAAAUCAAUGGAUUUUUUAAACUGCUAACUCAGAAUUAACACAAACACCUCUGAAUGGAUCAGUAACCCUAUUAAUGUCAUGCUCUAUGAUUUGUUUUUUUAACCACUGGAAUUCAUUUUACUCAAAAACUGAGCAGUUCAGCCCACUAGUAUGGAUGUGUUCAAUCUAGGGUGACUCUUACCACCCUAUUUGUCUAACAUAUUUAAACUGGGUAUUUCAGUUUUUUAAAAUCUGAAGUUAUAAAGGAUUUUGUUGCCUGUUCGUUUUUAUGCAUUUAAAAAAAAAAAAGUAGAUGCCUGUGUGAUUUCCAGCUUAUUGUAAAAUUCACUGCAUGAAUAUAAACUGCAGAAACUUUGGCCAUGUAGCGUUACAAAAAAUCUACAGUAAAAUCUAGGAUGUAGCAACUAAAGCUAAUUUCCUUAUGGUUAAAAAUGACAGGCUGGCACUUAAUCCCUACAUGACUACACACCCUGUGGCUAAACUAAUGUAGAGUGCUACAUCUACGGGACAUACAGUGAUGCAAUAGAACAAAUUACCAUAGGGGGGCACUGCUGAGGCAUCUUGGUGUAUAUUACAAGCUUAAUUAACUGUGAGCUGCUGUAAACUGAGUCCUCAGCUCAUUCAUUCAGUAUUGUGUUGCUGGGGUGCUAACACUUAGAGGGCCUGGCUUUCCAUUGUGGGGAAAUUGCCCAUGCAAUAUACUUACUAUGGAGGGAACGAUUUACCUGCGAUUUGCCCACAAGUGUACAAUAUAGUUCAUUCCUAAUUAACCACGUGAUGGUACCUAUAGUCAGUCCUUGUUGCAGCUAACAUAUCCACAGUAAGCGACUCGAUUCCAGUCUGUCGUGUGAAAAUGUAAAAUGUAAAUGCUUUCUAUGCAAGAAAUAACGUUCAUAGAGUGAUCUGGAUUGAGGCAUUAUUUAUAGACAGGCAUAUUGAAUGUUUAAUUUAGAUUAACAAUUUUAUUUUAUCCACACUAAAAUGUGACAUGCUCAGUUCAUAGCAGUUCACCUGCAAAUGCAUAAAAUAAAGUGUACAUUGUCGGAAAAAUGUUCCCCAUGUGCUAGAAAUGCAGCACCCGUGUCGCAAAGGGACAAGAAAAAAGGUUUAAUUUUUAAAGUGUAUAUUCUUUUAUAGUUUAAAUAUAUAUAUGCAGAUACAGCCGUAGGUAACCAUUAAAGUUGGUAUUCAUUUGAAGGAAGUGAUAUUUUAAACUCUGUUAAUGUAACAAAAGUAAAUGAAAUAAUAUUUUUUAUUGUGUUUGUUUACAGUUCGCUGCGCUUCCUGAAUUUUACACCCAGAUAACAAUAUUCCUGUAUCACAUGUCAAUGCAGAUUUGGCUUUUUUAUUUCUUAUAAAUGUGCUGUGUAUUUAUUGCAACGUUGCUGUAUGUCGGUCUAUGGAUGUUGUGUACUUUUUGUAGGUGCUGUAGCUUCUGUUCCAUUCGCUAACCAAGCAUUUCCAUUUCAUGCCAGAAAAAAAUUAUAUAUAUAUAUAUA